AUGAUGGAAAACAUGGGCUCAGAGUUGGCCGACCAGCAAAUGGGCGGUGGCAGCAGUCAUGCCAGCGCUGAUGACAACCACAGUGAGUCUAGUGGUGUCCCAACAGUUGAUAACAUCGAUGCUGUCGAGUCAGUCGACAGUGUAGGCAGUGGUGUCGAUCCGCCAGAGCUAUUGCCGGCCCAUGAGAUCGCUGACGAAAUCGCCGCCACCAGAGCUGACUCAACCGAUGCCGACGUCGACGAUAUAGACGAAGACGGAGACAAUUGCGAACCAGACGUUUCAGACGAGGUUACAGUUGCCGAGUCGACCGGUAUGAUCGACGCCAGUGACUUUCGGGGUGUGCUCUCGGAGCCCACCUAUCAGACACUCAACGGCAGAAUGACUCCCCCGGGGUUCACAACGUCCAGCUCUUACGCCACACUUACGCCACUGCAGCCGUUGCCACCCAUCUCGACCAUGUCCGACAAGUUUACCCACCAUUACGGCCAUCCCGGCAACGGUGGCUUCACUCUCAUGCAUAUGCAAAACGCCAGUCUCGGUAUGAAUGCUAAUCAGUAUCAAUACGACAAGUUAGGCACCGCUAUGGCAGCGGCCGGUAUGAACAUGUCAAACAUGUCACCCACUCUCGGUGUUGCCACAGGACACCAUCACCACCACCACCACCACCACGUCAUCAACACCAACGGCAACAUUCACUCUCAUUCGUCGGCCAUUCCGUCGCCGCCAUACCAUUCAAAUGGAUUACAUUCGCCGGACAAGAGUCUGUCGCCGACCAAUGGCUACGACUACACGUUAAGACAGGGCUCGCCUCAGUCGCCCUCAUCUGUUAAUUUACAUUCGCCGACAUCAUUAAUGCCAGCCCUGAACGGUCUGCCAACGAGUCCGCCGUCGAGUCACAUCCCGUCGCCACCGCCCGCACAGGUGUCGCAAAUGAGUUCAGUUCCCAUAACAGUAAGUGGUGUCCUUACUUCGGUCACUGCACCCCAACAGUUCACUCACAACACCCAACACCUCAAAGUGGCCACCACUCUGACCGCUGCACCGCAACCAAUCACUGUCUUACAAGCAGUCACUCCGACCCCCGCAGCCAUUGCACCGACCGGUCAGACGGUUACUAUAGUACAGGCGGCCACCUCUGGCAUUAGCCACUUAGCCCAAGCUAUUGUCUCCACACCUGUCGCUGUUGUCACCACUGCUAACGCUCUUCACCAACAGCAGCAACAACUCAAUCAAAUCAAACAACAACACCAACACAUCGUCACCAUUGGCGGCGCCAACGGCUCAAAGCACGCCAACAGUCAGACCAACCAACAAGUCAUUCAGACCCAAACGCAGACCUCGUCCUCGGCAUCCAAUAACGGCGCCGACGAUAUCGAAGAAAUCAAUACCAAAGAUCUCGCACAACGGAUUAGUGCCGAACUCAAGCGAUACUCUAUACCUCAGGCCAUCUUCGCUCAGAGGGUGUUGUGUCGAUCGCAGGGAACUCUGUCUGAUCUGCUCCGUAACCCUAAGCCGUGGAGCAAACUUAAGUCCGGACGCGAGACCUUCAGACGGAUGCAGAAGUGGUUGGAAGAGCCGGAGUUCCAGCGGAUGUCGGCUCUCAGACUUGCAGUAUAG
Molecule: messenger RNA, 1617 nt
Organism: Medioppia subpectinata
Lineage: Eukaryota; Metazoa; Arthropoda; Arachnida; Sarcoptiformes; Oppiidae
Source: the annotation of a GenBank genome assembly